AAUUUUCACCUAGUCCUUGUCAAUUGGCAUAGUCGAAUCCUAUUGUGCGCUUAAAUGGGCUUAGUGGUUUUAGCUCUAGGGGUGGGAGUGCCCAGAUGCUGUGGUGGGUUUAAAUUUGACAAGCAGAAGGAAGAAGAGGAGGAAGAAGAGGAUGCGAAUUUGCUAGAGCAUCUAUCUAUUUAUCGUCCUGUCAAUGCCCAUGGCAAAAUCAAGAAUCUAUUCUAUUUCAGUACCGCUAGUUUUGCUUCUUUUAUACACCACCUCCAAUACUACUUCUAGUGCGUCUCAAACACAAUCUGCAAGAUUACCCUGCUGAAAAGACGGUGCAGCCGAGCGUUCGUGAGUACGAGUCUUCAGAAGUGUGAUGGAGCCGUCAGAGAAGCGGGGAAUCGAGGAUGGGUUGCUCCAUAAGUUGCCCACCUUCUCAGAGGUAAUGGAGGAGUUGAAGGAGCUGUCAAGCAUAGGGAUGCCGGUGACGGCAAUGAACUUUGUGGUAUACCUACGGGCCAUGGUGUCGGUUCUAUGCAUGGGAAGACUGGGGAGUCUAGAACUGGCGGGAGGAGCACUAGCAAUCGGGUUCACAAACAUCACUGGUUAUUCGGUCCUGUUUGGGCUGGCCUCAGGCAUGGACCCUGUUUGUGGGCAGGCGUACGGAUCGCAGAACUGGUCUCUAAUAGGGCUUUCCCUGCACAGGACCAUCCUAAUGCUCCUGUCGGCGUCCGUGCCCAUAAGCCUGGUGUGGAUAAACUUGGAGAGCAUUAUGCUGCGGCUGAGACAGGACCCGAAGAUCACGGAGGUGGCGAGCGUGUACUGUCUGUUCGCUGUGCCAGACCUGCUUGCCAACAGCAUCCUGCAGCCCCUGCGGGUGUAUCUUCGCUCGCAAGGGAUCACACGCCCCAUGAUGUGGUCCUCUUUUUUCGCGGUUGUCUUCCACGUACCGCUAACCGUACUUCUCGUAUUCGUCUUCAACAUGGGUGUGCCCGGUGUCGCAAUUGCCACCUGGUGUACCAAUUUCAACAUGGUGCUCUUCUUGGUGGCAUAUUUGCUCUACACAGGUGUUCACAAGAGAACCUACGUUCAAUGGUCCUUGGCCUGCCUAAGGGAAUGGUGCCCCUUGCUCAAAUUGGCCCUCCCCAGUUGCUUUGCCGUCUGUUUAGAAUGGUGGUGGUAUGAAAUCAUGACCCUCCUAGCGGGCUACUUGAACAAUCCAGAAGUAACAGUUGCAACCGCCGCCAUUGUAAUCCAGACCACAUCAUUAAUGUACACAGUCCCCAUGGCCCUUGGGUCUUCAGUCUCCACAAGGGUAGGCAACGAGUUAGGAGCCUUUAAACCCUCUAGAGCUAAGCUGGCCACUUUCGUUGCCCUGGGUUGUGCUGUUUUCAUUGCACUGGUAAGCGUGACGUGGACUACGUUUCUGAGAUAUCUGUGGGGACGGGUGUUCACAAAAGAUGCUGGAGUACUAGCCCUUACUGGAUCAGUCUUACCAAUCAUAGGACUCUGUGAGCUCGGUAAUUGCCCACAGACAACCGGUUGUGGGGUCUUGCGAGGUAGUGCUAGGCCUGCAAUCGGUGCAAGAAUCAAUCUUUGGUCAUUUUAUCUCAUCGGCAUGCCCGUUGCAAUCGUUCUAGCCUUCUUUUUCAAGCUCGGUUUGCUGGGCCUCUGUUAUGGGCUUCUAGCCGCUCAAAUUGCCUGCGCCUUCUCAAUUCUAUUGGUCGUUCUGCGUACAGACUGGGCAUCGGAAGCAUGCAAGGCCAGAGAGCUGACUGGCGGGAAAACCGAGCUUGAACUCAGCAAUUCAUCAGAUGAGGAACUCGGGCUUCUGAACGACGCCUCAAAAGAGUUGCAACAAACAAUCAUUAAUAAAGACGGUGGUAUCUAACGUCAUUCAUUUUGUCCUUGUAUUCAGUGUGUUCCCAAUCCCGAUUGGUCACUGCUCACAGCAAAGGGCCUGCAUUCAGAGAUUGUUUGUUUAUUUUUCUUCAACGGGCGUGGAAUCUCUUCGUCAUCGUCAGACGCCCGUCAUCAUAUUCACAGGAGAACGAACUACCCAUUUAUAAAAUCUGUAUAAUUGCUCUCUCAACACACUCAAAUUCUUAUCUAUCUUUCGUUCUUGCAAACAGACUAAAUAAAGUAGUUCAGCUCUAUAUUAUCAAUCAUAGUCAUAUAGAAUUGUAAACUAGUCAAAGUUAAUCUAUAUAAAAUAUAGAUCGAGAGAUAUCUUUCAUAAGAAGCAUAGUACAGUUCUAUAUCAUCAAUCAUAGUCAUAUAGAAUUGUAAAGAGAACAAACAUACUUGUUCAAUGAAAACCUGCAUCAUUCACUGCCAUUUGCAUAUAUUUAUUUCUAUCUAGUUAUCAUUGUUCGUCCAUUUGUAUUCUUCUCCACUGUACCAACAGAAAAAUUGUCAAAAGGUCUACGAUGCUUGUGGAAACAUAUAUUCUGCUAUCCAUGGAUGUUCGGGACACCAAAAAGACAAAUAAGCAUUUUUUCUCUUUUCA
Cryptomeria japonica (Japanese cedar) is the source of this 2497-nucleotide messenger RNA. RefSeq names its product protein DETOXIFICATION 54. The record is from RefSeq and is a predicted model, not a curated record. Gene Ontology annotation, molecular function: xenobiotic transmembrane transporter activity; antiporter activity. The coding region runs from base 365 to 1879 and encodes 504 amino acids. Lineage: Eukaryota; Viridiplantae; Streptophyta; Pinopsida; Cupressales; Cupressaceae. Gene Ontology annotation, biological process: xenobiotic detoxification by transmembrane export across the plasma membrane. The transcript has 2 exons. Gene Ontology annotation, cellular component: membrane.